AUGGAUCGACAGUCAGUGUAUACGCUCAGUCUGUUCGGCGAGUCGGCAGCAGCGGACGGCGAGGAAAGCAACAGGCAACUGCGGCAGAAGAUUACCAAGUUUGUGCUGGAAUUCCACCUAGACAGCAUCUACAUCUAUCGGUAAGGACAAGCGCAUGCGGGUACACGAUGCGGAACUUGACGCUCUUCCAGUGACCAGAUUAGAGAGAAUGUGCUGUCCAAACAGUACUACUGCGACAUCGACAUCGCCCACCUGAUCGCAUUCGACGAGGAACUCGCAGAUCGACUGAACAAUGAGCCGGCGGACAUCAUACCAAUCGUAAGAGCUACGAAGAAGAGAUAUACAAUCAGACUGAAAUGUUUUGCAGUUCGAAUCGGCGCUGAAGAAGUGCACACAACGCAUCCUCUACCCCUCACGAAGCGAAGAAGACCUCGCUCUUGCCAAAGCUCUACCAGAGCACCAGCUCCUCAUCCACUCCUCCGUUUCACAGACCUCAAUCCGUGGUCUUACCGCAACGAACGUCGCACACCUUGUGAGAAUACCUGGAAUUGUCAUCGGCGCCAGCACCCUCAGCUCAAAAGCCACAAAAGUCCACAUCCAGUGCAGAAAUUGCCAGCAUGAAUCUGAGGUCCUGGUUGCUUCAGGGUUCACUGGGCUGACUCUCCCGAGAACAUGCGGUCGCAACAAGGCUCCAGAUGACGGUGGUGACAAGUGUCCGUUGGAUCCGUACUUUGUCGUGCACGAGAAGUCCCAAUUCAUUGAUCAACAAGUAUUGAAGCUGCAGGAAGCACCGGAUGAUGUGCCCGUUGGCGAACUGCCCAGACACAUUCUUGUUAGCGCGGAUCGGUAUCUUGCGAACAGGGUAGUGCCUGGCUCAAGAUGUGUCGUCAUGGGCGUAUUCAGCAUCUACAACAGCCAGAAGAACAACAAGGGAGCGGUGGCAAUUAGAAAUCCGUACUUGAGGGCAAUCGGUAUUCAGACCGAUGUUUCGCACAACCAGGCCGGCGGAAUGGGCAUUCAGUUCAGCGAGGAGGAAGAACAAGAGUUCUUGGAGAUGUCGAGAAGGCCGGACAUUUACUCCCUGUUUGCGGACUGUGUUGCGCCAUCCAUCUACGGGAACAACGACAUCAAGAAAGCAAUUACCUGUCUGCUCAUGGGAGGCAGCAAGAAGAUUCUGCCAGACGGAAUGAAAUUGCGUGGAGACAUCAACGUUCUGCUGCUCGGAGAUCCUGGCACAGCCAAGUCGCAAUUGCUGAAAUUCGUUGAGAAAUGCUCGCCCAUUGCUGUCUACACAUCUGGCAAAGGAUCAUCGGCAGCUGGUCUUACUGCCAGUGUUCAACGCGACACCAACACGAGGGAAUUCUAUCUCGAAGGAGGAGCCAUGGUUCUCGCAGACGGUGGUGUGGUCUGUAUCGAUGAGUUUGACAAGAUGCGCGACGAGGAUCGGGUUGCCAUCCAUGAAGCCAUGGAACAGCAGACAAUCUCGAUUGCCAAAGCUGGAAUAACGACUAUUCUCAACUCCCGAACAUCCGUUCUUGCAGCCGCCAACCCAAUCUUCGGCCGGUACGACGAUCUGAAGUCUCCAGGCGAGAAUAUCGACUUCCAGACGACUAUCCUCUCGCGUUUCGACUUGAUCUUCAUUGUCCGGGACGACCACGACCGAAAUCGUGAUGAAACCAUUGCCAAGCACGUCAUGGGCCUGCACAUGGGUGGGCAAGGCGUGCAAGAACAAGCACACGCAGAGAUUCCCGUGGAGAAGAUGAAGAGAUAUAUUAGCUAUGCAAAGUCGCGAUGUGCGCCUCGACUUUCGCCGGAAGCCGCCGAGAAGCUAAGCUCGCACUUUGUUAGCAUCAGGCGUCAGGUUGCAAGGGCUGAGCAAGAUGCAAACCAGCGCUCAUCGAUUCCCAUCACUGUGCGUCAGCUUGAAUCGUUGGUCCGUAUCACGGAGUCGCUAGCAAAGAUCGAACUUCAGCCCAUUGCGACGGAGAAGCAUGUGGACGAAGCGAUACGAUUGUUUCUGGGCAGUACGAUGGAUGCGGUAAUGAGUGCCGGAGGCGACAGAUCAGCUGUGGGCAUGGGUGGUAAUCGCGAGCUGGUCGAAGAAGUUCACAAAGUUGAAGAGGAGCUGAGGAGAAGGUAUGUUCCUCCCGUUGCGACCGGAUCUUGGAUGCCUUGCUGACGUCUGUUGCAGAUUGCCUAUCGGGUAUACCUCUUCGCUGGCGACAUUACGCCGCGAAUUCGUGGAGCGCAAGAACUACAGCGAGCAAUCGCUUAAUCGCGCCUUGCAGAUUCUUGUCCGUCGCGAGAGCGUGCAGUUCAGAAGAGGCGGUACACUGGUGCAUCGUAGUGGUGUCUAG
Molecule: messenger RNA, 2357 nt
Organism: Lecanosticta acicola
Lineage: Eukaryota; Fungi; Ascomycota; Dothideomycetes; Mycosphaerellales; Mycosphaerellaceae
Source: the annotation of a GenBank genome assembly